This is a messenger RNA of Argentina anserina (silverweed cinquefoil), 993 nucleotides long. RefSeq names its product TLC domain-containing protein At5g14285-like. Bases 49 to 807 code for a protein of 252 amino acids. Lineage: Eukaryota; Viridiplantae; Streptophyta; Magnoliopsida; Rosales; Rosaceae. Gene Ontology annotation, cellular component: membrane. The transcript has a single exon. The record is from RefSeq and is a predicted model, not a curated record.
GAGAGAGAGAGAGAGAGAGUGUGUGUGUGUUGUUCUAGGGUUCUGAAAAUGGAAAUGCAGAGCCCAAUUCCGUCAUCCCUGCCACCACUCCCAAUCCUCUUCUCCUUCUUCUUCACCGUCUACCUCAUCGCCUACUUCAUCGUCUUCCGCACCUGGAGCCCCAAGAUCCGACCCGAAGCCUCCAGCUGUCUCAUCUCCCUCGCCCACGGCACCCCCGCCGUGUUCUUCUCCACCUACGCCCUCCUCUCCGAUCCCUCCGCCGCCUUCGCCUCCCCCAACACGCGCCUCCAGAGCUCCGUCCUCGACUUCAGCGUCGCCUACUUCCUCAUGGAUCUUCUCCACUACCUCGUCUUCUUCCCCUCCGACCUCCUCUUCAUCGGCCACCACCUCGCCACCCUCUUCGUCUUCCUCACCUGCCGCUACGUCGCCUCCCGCGGCGCGUUGGCUGUUCUCGGGCUCCUGGUCCUCGCGGAGGUCACCAGCCUCUGCCAGAACGUGUGGACGCUCGCCAACGCGCGGCGGAGGGAGGUGGAGUUCGCCGCCAAGGUGUAUGAUCUCUUGUCCCCUCCUUUUUAUGUGCUCUAUUCGAUUGUGAGGGGCUUUGUUGGCCCUUACUUUGUGUUUAGAAUGACUGCGUUCUACGUCAGCGGCGCCGCCGAGGGUUUGAUUCCCCGGUGGGUUUGGCUGUCGUGGAUUGUUGUGGUUGUGGCUGCUAUUUCUGUCAGCAUUUUGUGGAUUUCGAAUCUUUGGGUCGAGUUGUAUAGGGAUUGGACUCAUAGGAGUGGCAAGUUGGAAAAAGAAAGUUAGUUAGAUCACUUAGAUGUUUCGAGUGAAAAAUUGAUGUUGAUUUUAGAGGGAACACUUUGCGAAACUCGGUUGUGUGAUUUGUCUCGAGCUUAAUAACAAUGCGGCUUGAUUUACUCUAACAAAUGUGCAGAAUGUAGCUCUGUUUCGUUUGAUGUCUUUUCGUCAAUGCAUUCUUUCGUUGUUGUU